GGGAGAGAGCCUGAGGAGCCAUUUUGAGCAACGGGGGACGCUCACCGACUGUGUGGUCACGAGAGACCCGAACACCACGCGCUCCAGGGCCUUAGGGUUUGUCAUCUACACCACUGUGGAGGAGGCGGAUGUGGCCAUGAAUGCAAGGCCACACAAAGUGGAUGGAAGAGUUGCAGAACCAGAGAGGGCUGUAUCGAGAGAAGAUUCCCGAAGACCAGGUGCCCAUCUAACUGUGAAAAAGAUCUUUGUUGAUGGCAAUAAAGAAGACGCUGGAGAACAUCACCUCCGAGAUAAUUCUGAAUGGUAUGGGAUGACAGCUUUGGCCAUGGAGGAAACUUCAGUGGGCUUGGUGGCUUUGGUGGCAGCCGAGAUAAUGGUGGUUAUGGUGGCAGUGGGGAUGGUUACAAUGGAUUUGGUAAUGAUGGAAGCAAUUUUGGAGGCGGUGGAAGCUACAAUGAUUUUGGCAAUUACAACCAUCAACCUUCAAAUUGUGGACCCACGAAGGGAGGAAAUUUUGGAGGCAGAAGCUCUGGCCCCUAUGGUGGUGGCGGCCAGUAUUUUGCCGAACCACGAAAUCCAGGUGGCUGUGGCGGUUCCAGCAGCAGCAGCAGCGGCGAUGGCAGUGGCAGAAGGUUUUGGUGACUGCCAGGAAACAAAGCAUAGCAGGACAGGAGAGACAGAGAAGUGGCAGGGAGGCUCCAGGUUACAACAGAUUUGUGGACUCAGCCAAGCACUGCGGUGGCAGGGCCCGGCUGCUACGAAGAAGACAUGUUUCAGACAAUACUCUUGUGCAUGGGCAAAAACUUGAGGACUGCAAUGUGACUAAUUGUACCACAGAUUAUUUUAAUUUCUGUUCUGUGGAAAGUGUAAAGCAUUCCAACAAAGGGUUUUAAUGUAGUUUUUUCAUUUUAUGCACCCAUGCUAUUGACUGCUAAAUGUAAUAGUCUGAUCCUGAGGCUGAAUAAAUGUGUCUUUAAGAAAAAACGGGGCCGGCGCUGUGGUUCACUUGGUUAAUCCUCCACCUGCGGCACCAGCAUCCCAUAUGGGCGCCAGGUUCUAGUCCCAGUUGCUCCUCUUCCACUCCAGCUCUCUGCUGUGGCCCCGGGAAGGCACUGGAGGAUGGCCCAAGUGCUUGGACCCCUGUACCCGCAUGGGAGACCAGGAGGAAGCACCUGGCUCCUGGCUUCGGAUCCGUGUAGCUCCGGCUGUAGCUGCCAUUUGGGGGGUGAACCAACAGAAGGAAGACCUUUCUAUCUCUCACUGUCUAACUCUGUCAAAUAAGUAAAAAAGAAAAGAAAGAAAAAAAAAAAACAAAAAGAUAAAACAUUGGGGCCGGUGCUGAGGCAUAGCAGGCUAAGCCUCCACCUGUGGUGCCAGCAUCCCCUAUGGGUACCAGUUCAAGUCCUGGCUGUUCUUCUUCUGAUCUGGGUCUCUGUAUAUGGCCUGGGAAAGCAGUGGAAGAUGGACCAAGUGUUGGGCCCCUGCACCUAUGUGGGAGACCCAGAAUAAGCUCCUAGCUCCUGGCUUCUGAUCAGCUCAGCUCCAGCCACUGUGGCCAUUUGGGGACUGAACCAGCAGAUGAAAGACCUUUCUCUCUGUCUCUCCCUCUUUCUGUAAUUCUACCUCUCA
Oryctolagus cuniculus (rabbit) is the source of this 1629-nucleotide messenger RNA. The record is from RefSeq and is a predicted model, not a curated record. Lineage: Eukaryota; Metazoa; Chordata; Mammalia; Lagomorpha; Leporidae.